Messenger RNA from Alternaria atra, 2358 nucleotides. RefSeq lists its product as uncharacterized. The coding region runs from base 1 to 2358 and encodes 785 amino acids. The transcript is spliced from 2 exons. The record is from RefSeq and is a predicted model, not a curated record. NCBI's taxonomy places the organism in Eukaryota, Fungi, Ascomycota, Dothideomycetes, Pleosporales, Pleosporaceae.
AUGGAAACUUCAACCCCACAAUACUCAUACGUACCUGCAUCCCCCGAAAUCCACAUAUCUCGACCACAGUAUGCCUCAGUACCCGCCAGAACGAGCGACGAGUCCUCUGAAAGCCGUCACAACAAGGCGCCAAGAUUUGAAGAAAGCACGAACGACCCUGGCCUCGGUAUCCAGAUGAUGCCCAUGACGUCGCCAAGAUCACCAGGCUCUACAUAUUGGCGACAGGAUGCUAGUGGUACAAAGCAUGACAUGUUUUCUCCCUCAGGAUUCUCUUUGGGGCCACGGCCACCAUAUGCCAGAACACCAGACACGCUUUAUUCGUUUGAAUCGGGCAUCUCGAGAGCGCGAACGGAUCCUAUGACUGAGAGGCUCAUCGCGCAUCGAGCGACCCAAUCAACACAAUGGCAUAUACAUUGGCGUAUACCAGCACUCAUGGCAUUUACCUUCUUCAUGGGCAUCGUCUUCGCGCUCCUCCAACACUUUUUGUAUACCUUUCUGCACCACACACGAGAAGACGACGAGGACAAAAAGUUCCGCUGGGUUCUCUAUGGACGUGUGUUAGCAUAUCUCUCGAAAGUCGCCUUUGGUGGAUGUGCGGUGCUAGUUUUUCGACAGCGCAUGUGGAGAGCUUUCAGGGACCAGGCGUUAACAGUGCUCUCAAUCGAUCAGAUUUUUGGUGCGACAGAGGAUCCAUCGCUCUUUGGCAACUGGGAAACUGUCUCCGGUGCACCGCUUUUAUGUGUCAUUGCCAUGGUCAUCUGGUUGAUCCCGUUAGCAACAAUUAUCUUUUCACCUGGUGCACUUACCUUCGGAACCUAUCUCGAUAGCGAGCUAGUUAACCUCAAGGUUCCCACGCUGAACUUCUCGGCGGAGUCCGGAAAAGAUUGGCGACACCCGAUCAAGAUGGAGGGUGGGGGUGAUAAGAAGUCAAUGAUAUACUGUAAUACUACCGAUAUUUCUGCCACAACCCCAGGAUGGUUCGACUACUACGAUCAGCCUUCGGCAGAGCUGAGACGCAUCGCGCUUCUGCUGGCGUACAGCAACAUGGAUCAUCCGAACAUCAAGCGAGGUGCUCGACAGGAUGCUUGUGGAGGUUCAUACAACUGUACCUACGAACAAAGCUUUACUGGGCCUAGCUAUCAAUGCGAGGAGGUAGCAAGCAGUAUGAACGAUUCGGAAAAACUGAGCAAUCUAGGAGCGCCCUUUAACGUAAGCAUUUUGGCACCACAAGGACGCUUCGUGUACUACGCAGAAGUCGACAAUGGCGCAUACUCCCGCCCACAAGCCGAUUUCAAGAAAGGCUCUGGUGGAAUACCCGCCGGUGCUAUUCCAGCCAAUCUAGGUGUUUUCAAGGCAGAACCUGUGCUAUGGAUCGGUUAUGCGUUCAAUUCGACAGAACUGCUAGCGAACGACGACCCUUUGGCGUUGAACUGGACACAUCGCUACGAUCCACAUAUCAUCCGCUGCACACAUAUGGAAACUAUAUACACGAUCAAAUGGAUUUUCACCGAGCCGUUCUUCACUUCCACGAUAAAGCUAGAGCACCAAGCGCCCAUUGUAGAUACCAAAUUUCCACGCGGAGUUGACGGCAAGGUGGACUACACUCUUGAUCCUGAGCCUGCGGGUAAUUACAUCAGCCCACGAGACGAUGUCGGUCUUUACAAGAAAACCUCGGCAUAUCAUGCAGUUGGCGACAUGUUCAGGGACUUUCUCCGAGGACAUGUCGAUAUCGAAGCACCAAAACCAGGACCAUACUACGCACAGGUCUAUUCCGACGUCACAAAGACACGACUAGUGCAGAAGAACCGCGAGCCCAAGAACGAUUUGACUGCUAAAAUUGAAUCCUUUUAUUCAGAUAUGGUGCUCUCUUUGCUGUCAGAGUCAGAGAUGCUCGUCGUAGCCGAAGAAAACCUUACGGUGAAUCGAUCCCGACUCCAGUCCUCUUUCGUCUACGUACCUGAGCGGCUAUGGCAAUGCUACGCCCCGGUCGUCUUCAUAACACUUCUCAUUCUACUGUUCGGUGCUUUGACAAUCUGGCAAGAUGGGACAACCUUUUCCACUGGCUUUUCACGUAUUCUGGUGACUACUCGCAACACCACGUUGGACGAUAUUAGUCGCGGCGCAUGUCUGGGGAACGACCCCUUUCCGAUGGAGUUGAUGCGCACUAGACUCCAGUUUGGUGUUCUUGCUGAGAACGAAGAAAAUUACCUAAGAGACGAUGGUUAUCAAGGCAGCGGUGGUUCUCGAGGCGUAGGCCACUGUACUUUCGGCGUCGCGUCUGAAGUUGCCCCUAUCGUGAGAGGCGCAUCUUAUGCAGGUCUGAAGCAGCGGAAGAGCGAAAAAAGGCAAGGGGGUUGA